UGCUUCAGUGCUUGAAGCCUGCCCCAUUCCAUUCUGGUCAUGUUCCAUGGGGUGCUCUGACACGAAUACCUGGAUGUAAAUCCUGGCUUUACUGCUACUUAACUUUGUAAGUGAAUCAGGCAGGUGAUUUGGCCUCAUCAAGUCUUGGUUCUCUUGUAAGGAGGGAAUAUUAUCAGAACUGGCCCUACAGGAUGAUUAGGAGGACUGAAUGGGGCCUGCACGGAAGGGAAUGUCUCAGGACCCGGCCUGUAGGAGACAUGUCCAUCGAGCCUCAUUGUCAAUGUCAUCCCGAAGGCCUCAGUGUUGCAAAUCUGGAAGCUGAAGCUCUGCCCCCAGGUGGUAAUCACACUUGUAGGUGUGCAGCCUCCUGGCGUGUGAGCAGAGGGACAUUUGAUAAAAUUCUUGUUGCUAAUAGAGGAGAGAUUGCAUGUAGGGUUAUUAAAACUUGCAAGAAAAUGGGCAUUAAGACGGUUGCCAUCCACAGCGAUGUUGAUGCAAGUUCUGUUCACGUGAAAAUGGCGGACGAGGCUGUCUGUGUUGGCCCAGCUCCCACCAGUAAAAGCUACCUCAACAUGGAUGCCAUCAUGGAAGCCAUUAAGCAAACCAGGGCCCAAGCUGUCCAUCCAGGUUAUGGAUUCCUUUCAGAAAACAAAGAAUUUGCCAAGUGUUUGGCAGCAGAGAACGUCGUUUUCAUUGGCCCUGACACACAUGCUAUUCAGGCCAUGGGGGACAAGAUUGAAAGCAAAUUAUUAGCUAAGAAAGCAAAGGUUAACACAAUCCCUGGCUUUGAUGGCGUAGUAAAGGAUGCAGAUGAAGCUGUCAGAAUUGCAAGGGAAAUUGGCUACCCUGUCAUGAUCAAGGCCUCAGCAGGUGGCGGCGGGAAAGGCAUGCGAAUCGCUUGGGAUGAUGAAGAGACCAGGGAUGGUUUUAGAUUUUCCUCUCAAGAAGCAGCUUCUAGUUUUGGUGAUGAUAGAUUACUAAUAGAAAAAUUUAUUGACAACCCUCGUCAUAUAGAAAUUCAGGUCUUAGGUGACAAACACGGCAAUGCUUUGUGGCUCAACGAAAGAGAGUGUUCCAUUCAGCGCAGAAAUCAAAAAGUGGUGGAGGAGGCACCAAGCAUUUUUCUAGAUUGUGAGACUCGCAGAGCGAUGGGCGAGCAGGCCGUGGCUCUGGCCAGAGCAGUGCAGUACUCGUCCGCGGGAACCGUGGAAUUCCUCGUGGACUCCAAGAAGAAUUUCUAUUUCUUGGAAAUGAAUACCAGACUCCAGGUUGAGCAUCCUGUCACCGAAUGCAUUACUGGUCUGGACCUAGUCCAAGAAAUGAUCCGUGUUGCCAAGGGUUACCCUCUCAGGCACAAACAAGCUGAUAUUCCCAUCAACGGCUGGGCAGUUGAAUGUCGGGUCUAUGCUGAGGACCCCUACAAGUCCUUCGGUUUACCGUCCAUUGGGAGAUUGUCUCAGUACCAAGAACCAGUACAUCUACCUGGUGUCCGGGUUGACAGCGGCAUCCAGCCAGGAAGUGAUAUUAGCAUUUAUUAUGAUCCAAUGAUUUCAAAACUAGUCACCUACGGUUCUGACAGAACGGAAGCACUGAAGAGAAUGGAAGAUGCCCUGGAUAAUUACGUUAUUCGAGGUGUUACACAUAAUAUUUCUUUACUUCGAGAGGUGAUAAUCAACUCACGCUUUGUGAAAGGAGACAUCAACACUAAAUUCCUCGCUGAUGUGUAUCCUGAAGGCUUUAAAGGACACAAGUUAACCAAGAAUGAGAGAAACCAAUUAUUGGCAAUAGCAUCGUCAUUGUUUGUGGCAUCCCAAUUAAGAGCACAGCAUUUUCAAGAUCAGGAAAAUUCAAGAGUGCCUAUUGUAAAACCACAAGUGGCUAGCUGGGAGCUCUCCAUACAACUGCACGAUGAAGUCCACACUGUCAUAGCAUCAAACAGCGGGUCAACCUUCUCCGUGGAAGUUGAUGGGUCGAAACUAAAUGUGAACAGCACGUGGAACCUGGCUUCACCCUUACUGUCUGUCAACGUGGAUGGCAUUCAGAGGACGGUACAGUGUCUUUCUCGAGAAGCGGGUGGGAGCAUGAACAUUCAGUUUCUUGGUACAGUGUACAAGGUGCACAUCUUAACCAAACUGGCUGCAGAACUGAACAAAUUUAUGCUGGAAAAAGUGGCGGAGGACACGAGCAGCAUUCUGCGCUCUCCGAUGCCUGGCGUGGUGGUGGCCGUGUCUGUGAAGCCCGGGGACAUGGUAGCAGAAGGUCAGGAAAUUUGUGUGAUUGAAGCUAUGAAAAUGCAGAACAGUAUGACAGCUGGGAAAACUGGCAAGGUGAAGUCGGUGCAGUGUAAAGCUGGAGACACCGUGGGCGAAGGAGAUCUGCUGGUGGAGCUGGAGUGAAGUCUUUCUAGCCUUUCCGGCAUCCCCCGGUCUAAUUAGCCGUUUGCAUCCGUUUCCUUCACACUCAAUUUCUUCAGGCGCUUCUGCGGGGACACCCCUGUGCAGCAGAUUUCACACGGUCAUAUUUAUUCCACAUAUAGUCAAAACCAACAUUCUGCCAAAAAAUCACCAAUGGAAAUCUUUAUUGAUAUAAAUACUUGUACAUAUGAUUUGUACUUCUGCUGUGAGAUUUCCUAGUGUCAAAAUUAAAUCAAUAAAACGGAGCAUUUGUCUAAAUAUUAGUUUGCCCUUUUUUUGAAUGAAGACAAUGUGCAUCAGGGGCUACGGCUGUGCCAGUACAAUCUCGAUACGAGGGUUUCACUCUGCCUGGGCCUUUUAAAAGUUUCUGUGAAUCCCAGUUCUUUGCUUUCAGUUUCAUAAAGUUACCAUCUGCCCCCGUGAAGGCGAUGCCGACCCCUUCCUGGCGCGGCGGCCCUUCCCGGGACACAGGUGAGUCCCUGUCCCCCCA
This is a messenger RNA of Talpa occidentalis (Iberian mole), 2904 nucleotides long. RefSeq names its product propionyl-CoA carboxylase subunit alpha (gene PCCA). The transcript has 24 exons. Gene Ontology annotation, molecular function: metal ion binding; ATP binding; propionyl-CoA carboxylase activity. Gene Ontology annotation, cellular component: mitochondrion. NCBI's taxonomy places the organism in Eukaryota, Metazoa, Chordata, Mammalia, Eulipotyphla, Talpidae. The coding region runs from base 192 to 2396 and encodes 734 amino acids. The record is from RefSeq and is a predicted model, not a curated record.